CUUUUUAGGUACUUUGGUGCUAAUUUUUUCCUUAUGAACAAUUCAAGACCACUGGGUCUUUGUUUGCUUCAAUCAUGUCUGGAGAGAAAGUGGUCAUCAUCGGAGCUGGCCUUAGCGGUCUGUCGGCUGGAAAGGUCCUGAAGGAAGCUGGUGUCGAUGUUUUGAUCCUGGAGGCCCAGGAUAGGGUUGGAGGUCGUACUCUUAGCCCUGGACACCCAAAGUAUGGUUGGAUUGACCUUGGGGCUGCUUUUGUUGGUCCUACUCAGGAUGCUGUCCUCAAUCUGAUUGAUGAGCUAGGACUUGAGACGUACAAGAUUUACAAUGACCAGCCCUUCCUUCAUUACAGCAAUGGGAAGCGGAAUACAUACAUGACGCAAUGGCCUACUCUCUGGUGGAGGAAUCCCCUGGCAAAGUGGGAUCUCUGGUACAACAUGAAGAAAAUGGAUGCCAUGUGCUGGCAUGUUAAUCCCAAGGAACCAUGGAAGUCACCAAAUGCUCAUGAAUGGGAUUCCAUGACUGUCCAGGAAUGGAUGGACAGGAACUUCUGGACCAGGUUCGCUUCCUCCUUAGCAGAAAUAGAUGCAAAGGAGUUCUUCACGUCCCAGGUGCACACCAAUGUGACAGCUGAUCCAUGCCAGGUCUCUCUCCUCUGGUACCUGUGGUACGUCCGCUGUGCUGACGGGAUGUUCCGCAUCUGGAACUGUCAUGGUGGGGCCCAGGAGCGCAAGAUCCUUGGCGGAUCUCAGCAGAUGUCUCUCCGGAUUGCUCAGCUUCUAGGAGAUUCCCGAGUGGUCCUGAAUGCAACAGUGACAAAGGUGUCUCAGGUGGAAUCGGGAGUCGAGGUGACUACACUGGAUGGUCGGAUGUUCAGUGGAACCCAUGCUAUAAUGGCCCUUCCCAUUCCGCAGCAGCAGCGAAUCCACUUCCGUCCACACUUGCGGGCAAUCCGUGCUCAGCUCAACCAGCGUUCAACCAUGGGUGCUUGCCUCAAGGCCCAAUUCUACUAUCCUGAAGCGUAUUGGAGGAAACAGGGUGAGAAAGAAGGCCAAGGAGUCAAUGGGUUCGUGACCUGUGGUGAUGGGACAAACUUCUGUGGCAAUGUGGUUGAUGAUGGACGGGAAGGCUUGAAAGAAGGUGCCAUGACUGUCUUCGUUUACACAAAAAAUGCAGUAAAAGCAACCGAGAUGACAAGCAAUGAAUGCCGGGAUGCACUUGUUUCUAGUCUUGCAGAAAUCUUUCAGGAUGAUCGCAUGAAGAAUGUAAGAAUAGCUUCCUUCCUUCCUUCCUUUCCUUCACUUGUUACCAGUUUCCUUAGCCAAGUUUUUUUUAAAUUUGGGUUCAAACAGCCACUGGAAUACCAUGAAAAGCACUGGAUGAAGGAACCUUUCAUCAGAGGAUGCUACACUUCUUUCUUUCCCCCUGGGGCCCUGACUACAUAUGGGGAAGCUCUGAAGGCACCCUUUGGCCGGGUGCAUUGGGCUGGGACAGAGACAGCCUCUUGCUGGAGUGGUUACAUGGAUGGUGCUAUACGAGCUGGCAAACGAGCUGCAAGAGAGCUGUACCUCACUUUCACUUUGGGGGCUAAACCAGAUCUUUCAACAUUGCAGGUGCUGCAUGCUGUGGGUCGAAUCCCAUUUGCUGAUAAUUGGGAGGAGGAACCUGAGAACAAGAAGGUCCCACACGUUCCAGUCCGACUUACAUUCAUGGAGAGACAUCCCCCCCAUCCUCUCUUGGUUCUUCUUGCUUAUUCUAUUCUCAUUCCAGCCACUGGCCUUGGCAUCUUCAUCCUGAUCAAGCACCUUUAU
This is a messenger RNA of Darwinula stevensoni, 1805 nucleotides long. NCBI's taxonomy places the organism in Eukaryota, Metazoa, Arthropoda, Ostracoda, Podocopida, Darwinulidae. The record is from the annotation of a GenBank genome assembly.